Micropterus dolomieu (smallmouth bass) is the source of this 1760-nucleotide messenger RNA. RefSeq lists its product as uncharacterized. The transcript is spliced from 3 exons. The record is from RefSeq and is a predicted model, not a curated record. Bases 447 to 1700 code for a protein of 417 amino acids. Lineage: Eukaryota; Metazoa; Chordata; Actinopteri; Centrarchiformes; Centrarchidae.
UUUCAGCAAUAAAACCCAAGCUAACGUUUUCAAAUCGCUAAAUCAUAACUAAACUAGGCUGUAUUUAAUUUACAAUCAUAGACGACAGAGAUGAGCAACAGAUUUUGGGAUUUGAGAAGCUGAAACCAGAGGAUGUUUACUUGAUAAAUUAUUACAUUUCUGACAGUCGAACAAUGUACUUAUCGACGAAAAUGUUCAGCUCUAACCUCAAUAUUUAGUGAACAACACUUUGCAAACGUUGACACAAGUUGAGCUCGUUGCUAAUACGAACUUUCCGACAGCACUUGAAGGCAGCGCACGUUAGCCAGCAGCAGGCUAAGCUAGCAUUUUGCCAGCAACGUUCCUGUCCACGCAAGUAACUUAAUUCACUUCCCCCUGUAUAAAGAAAUUAACACAUAUGGUUUAACACUGACCACGCGAACAUAGUCUAGCCAUCACUGAGACUAAUGGACGUCAGUGAGAGUGUUUUAUCGGCGGCCAGAGCCGUGCUGGACCUGGUGGAGCGGGAGUGGCAGCCGCUGUCCCCCCUUGAGCUGGAGCAGCGGCUGGACCAGUCGGUGGAAGAGAUCCUGGAGGCUGACCUGAUAGCAAAACUCAAAACCCAGUCUCCUCCUGCCAUAUACGUACAGAUACCGCAGAGUCAAGCUAAUGUGCUGCCCCGCAUGUUACAGACCACCACAUCCAGCCCCCCCGAGGAGGAGACACCAGGUCCCCGAGAACCACAGGGGCCCGUGGACAGUGCUGCAGUCCAGCACAUCGCAGACCUGCUUCAAAACUCCAAAUCCAGGGCUCGGAUGGCCGGACGGGCUCGCUUAUCCCUGUCACACACUGUCCUGCUGUCCCUCACUCUGCUCUCUGAGCGCGUCAGCUACCGCUCCGUGUCCCGCCGCUUCCACCUGGAGAAAGGAAACAUCCACAGGAUCUUCUUUUCUUUCUGUGAACGUAUCAACUUGCUGGAGGAGACGCUCAUCAGAUGGCCACUUGGCAGAGAGGCUGUAGAGACCCUUUUCCCACUUUUCAGUCUGGAGAAGGAGCAGGAGGUGGAGCAGCAAGGUGUCCCUCGGGUCCUGGGAGUGUUGGGACACACCCGCAUCCCUAUCCGCCUGCCAAUAGGGAAACAUGACGUGGAGAGCGCAGUGUCUGAAGUGAAGAGGAUGAAAAAGGAGGUCCAUCCUGACUCCUGGCUAAACCUUCAGCUAGUAUGUGACUAUAAGGGCCGGUUCCUACACUGCAGAAUCAGUAAAGGAUCAGUCUUGGACAGAGGAAGCGCUCUGAGAGAAAAACUCAAACAGCAUCCUGAACUGAUGCCCUCUGGUUCCUGCCUCGUGGCCAGAGCCGGCUACCCGCUCACGGCUCAGAUUUUAACUCCAUACUCAGGAAGUCACGGACCAAAAGAGGAGCUCUUCAACAAGACGCUGGAGGAGCAUUUUCACAUCCUGGAUCAGGCUGUCGCCAACCUGAGAGCCAGAUUUCAGAGGCUCGGGUAUUUGGAUAUUGGAAACUAUGAUCGAGCCAGAGCUGUGGUGCUGACUGCCUGUGUGUUGCACAAUGUGUUUCUGGACAUGGGACAAGUGGUUCAAGGAAAAGUUGAGAAAGAGGAAACCAUAACUCGAGAGGGGGAGGUAGAGGAAGAGGGUGUACACAGACGUGACAGCAUCUCAGAUUUGUUGUUUAAAAGAGUUGAUUCUGGAAGCACAUGAUGAAACCUGUGUUUACAGAUGUAAAUGAACACUUCUGUAAUAUAAAGGGCUAUUUUAACA